Molecule: messenger RNA, 4233 nt
Organism: Suricata suricatta (meerkat)
Lineage: Eukaryota; Metazoa; Chordata; Mammalia; Carnivora; Herpestidae
Gene: REC8
Product: REC8 meiotic recombination protein
Exons: 18
Coding region: 1682-3361 (559 amino acids)
Biological process (GO): mitotic sister chromatid cohesion; replication-born double-strand break repair via sister chromatid exchange; synaptonemal complex assembly
Cellular component (GO): synaptonemal complex; cohesin complex
Molecular function (GO): protein binding; chromatin binding
Source: RefSeq, a predicted model, not a curated record
CUGCUUGUUCUUCUUCGCUGUCUCUCAAAAAUAAAUGUUAAAAAAAUAUAUUUAAAUAGAAAUGCUGGAAUUCAAGAGAGUAAAGUUCCCAACCAGGCUGUCAUUAAGGAGCCCUGUGGUUUGGGAGAAUUGGUCUUAUAUGGGCAGCCUCUGUUUUCUCAUCUGAAAGGCAAGCCUUAGACUAGAUUUUGAAAUCCCUGUCAGCCUUGACUUUUUGUGGUUGUAAAUUUAGUGUAGGUAAUUGCAUAUUCACUUGACAAAUGUUUACUGAGCUGGGUUCCAGGAACUAGUUGGGGGUUAAAAAAAAAUCUCAAUCUUAGGAGCUCACAGACUGAAGGAACAAAACAAAAUAGGGGCAGCUCAGCCACAAUAAGAGACUGAGUGUUAAAGAGGCAGAAGCCUGCCCUGGGGAAGGGCAUUCUAGGCAAAGAAAUGGCUGUACAAAGGCAGGAGGCCUGGAGACAAAGAAUUGUUUGAGUCAAAUGGCUUUUGUAUGCAGAGAGGUAUGCCUUACAUCCCACAAAAGCUGAAAUCUAUUUCAGCCAGGGGAACAUUCUCAACUGGAAAACAGCCAGAUGGGGCAGGCUGCAGCCUAAACUGUUCAAAUUCAGGAAAGGUCCCAGCAGGUUCUCUCAGGGUUUCCUGUGAAAUCUGAUUUCUUUCUCCUCAUCAAUCUAUGGCGGUUCGAAGGCCACUCACACUGUUUCCACCUUCCCAUUCACGACAGGCCCAGGCCUGGGCACAAGCGGCUAACCAGUGUUUGGAAUUCUGUUGGUACUUGGUGGGAUUUGGGGGGAAGGGCAAAGUCUAACGGCAGGUUAGGCUCUCGGAACGGGGCAGGGCAAUUGCCCCCGACAUGACCCGACCCACGCGAGUAGUUGAAGUCUAAGGGGGUGCGGCGGGGCUUGCUCCUCGCUCAUUGGUCGGCAGAGAAGUGCUACCGAGGAAACCUUGUUGCUAGAGGCAAAGAACGAGAGCCCAUAGGUCAGGACACCUCAGAAUACCUCCAGCAGCGCUCAAGAUUCUUCCGAGUGGUUCGCUGCCUGCCUCAGGAGACCCCUGUUGCCUCGACGCCUGCCAGGCUGCUUGGCGCCCUGGAACGAGCGCUCCCAAGCCCACCCCCGUUCCCCAUUGGCUGUCGUGGGCGCCGCCGCCCUCUAACGACGAGGGAGGCGCAAAGCACCCGUGGGCGUGCUCCCUGCGGCAGGAUCUAGUCCCGCGGCGGGGCCGGCGACCCUGCCGGGACUACAGGUGCCAAGGCAGAGUGCAAGGCCCAGGCGCCCUGCACCCUCGCGGAGGACCCCCGUUCUCCCUCGGGAGCUGGUCUGGAGCCCAACCCGGACCUACCCUUGGGGAGUUCCACACCUUCAACCUAGAACCCAACCUGAAAGGCUCCAGUAAGUUCGAAAUACUCACGCGGUGUGUGAACCCGCCCAGAGCAGACGGAGUGGGGGAGGAGGGCGUCCCAACUGUUGUGUGUGCUGUCCGUGCCUCCAUUUAUUCUCGCCUUAAUCGUUUAGCCACUGAUUAUUUAUUGGCUCAUUUAUUCUGAGGCCACCUCCAGGGCCACCUCGCCAACCCCUUCGUCCCAACGGUGUUGGGAAGUUCGGUGCCUCAGAGAAUUCCGAUUGAGAUUCGAACGGAGGAGUGGCCAAGACGAGGGUGAAACCCCAUUGGGACAAUGUUCUAUUAUCCCAACGUGCUUCAGCGGCACACCGGCUGCUUCGCCACCAUCUGGCUGGCAGCAACACGCGGCAGCCGGUUGGUGAAGCGUGAGUACCUGAAGGUGAACGUGGUGAAGACCUGCGAGGAAAUCCUCGAUUAUGUGCUGGUGCGAGUGCAGCACCCGCUGCCCGGGCUACCGCGGCCCCGCUUCUCCCUGUAUCUCUCAGCACAGCUGCAGAUCGGCGUGAUCCGGGUCUACUCCCAGCAAUGCCAGUAUCUCGUAGAGGACAUCCAGCACAUCCUGGAGCGCCUGCACCGUGCUCAGCUGCAGAUCCGCAUUGAUAUGGUGGAGACUGACCUACCCAGCCUGCUGCUUCCUAACCGCCUGACCAUGAUGGAGACCCUGGAAGAUGCUCCAGAUCCCUUUUUUGGGAUGAUGUCUGUGGAUCCCACACUUCCCAGCCCCUUCAGUAUUCCUCAGAUUCGACACCUUCUAGAGGCUGCAUCCCCAGAGAGACUUCCAGAAGAGAUCCCUCCUGAAGUUCCUAUGGAGCCUAAGAAGCCAGACAGGAUCCCGGUUACUGUGGUGUCCCCAGAGGCCAUCACCCUCCAAGAGGCGGAGCCCAUAUGCAUGCUGCAGAUCGAGGGUGAACAGGACCUCCCAGAGGUUAGCCGACGAGACUUGGACCUGCUGAUUGCUGAGGAAGAUGAAGCAAUCUUGUUAGAGGAACGUCAAGUGUUCAAGGAGGAGCCCCGGGCUCUGGAGAGAGACAUCACAGUACCCCCGCUUUCCCCUCCAGCUCUCGCACCGGUGGAAGGGGCAGCAGAGCCACUUCCGGCCCCGGCCCCCGAGGAGCUGAAGCCACUGGCCCGGGAGCCCGAGGCCCUCCUUGCUGAGGUGACCCCUCCGCCAGAGCUGCGUCUGCCAGCCCCUCCCAGCCCGGAGCAGAGGCCGCCCCCAGUGGCCCCAUAUCCUGCAAGCCCACCUGCUCGACGCCGUCGCCGCCAGUUACUAUUCUGGGACAAGGAGACUCAGAUCUCUCAGGAGAAAUUCCGGGAACAACUGCAAACCAGAGCCCACUGCUGGGAGUGUCCAAAGGUGCAGCCUCCCGAGAGGACCAUGAGAAGCCCCAUGGAGCUAUUCCGAACCCCAACUCACUCUGGCUGGCUACCCCCAGAACUGCUGGCUCUCUGGACCCACUGUGCUCAGCCACCCCCAGAAGCACUCAGGCGAAGGCCUCCCCAGGAGCCUGAAGAGGCUGAGGUGGAGGUUGCAGCUGAGGAGAUGAGGAGGGCCGAGACACUGAGCGACAUAGAGGUCCUGAGAGAGGCCCAGGAGCCCAGCGGGCCCCUCAUGCUGUCUUCAGCUGCCACCAUCCCUGCUCCACCUGACUGCCGUGUUCUCCCAGGGCCUGGGCUGAAGCAGAGCAGCCAGAGCCUCCUGCGCUGCCUGUGGUGCCUGAACUCCCUGAAGUGCCCAUGGAGUUGCCUCUGGAGCCCGAGCUGCUGUCGCUGGAGGCUGUGUAUAGGGCAGUGGCACAGGAGCUGCAAGCCAACAGGGAGCCUGAUUUCAGCAGCCUGGUAUCCCCACUCAGCCCCCGCAGGAUGGCUGCCCGGGCCUUCUAUCUGCUGCUGGUGCUUGCGGCGCAACAGAUCCUUCGUGUGGAACAAGAGAAGCCGUACGGGCGCCUUGUGAUCCAGCCAGGGCCCCGAUUCCACUGUGGUUAGAACCAAUUCACAAAGCUGCCAGGAUACUGGUAACAUUAAAUACAUCUUGCGUGCUUCGAACGUCUCCGUGCUUUCUGCUGUUAGAGCUACUGGUUUUCAAGCAGAAGUUGAACUGCCUUUAUUAGGGUAGGAGGUCAAGGCUCCGUUCGUGUUGUCCCACAGCAGAACAGAUCCGGAGAUGUAGGCAGCGGACAGGGCUGAGUCUCCAAGUGGUUAUGAGGCCCAGAAUCUUUGGUAAGGCAUGAGCUGCACUGGGGCCAAGGCCGGCUCUGUUCUCUCUGGUCCUGCUGCAGCCCAGUCUAGGUGAGGCCCAGGACGGCCUGGAGCUCCUGAGCUUUGUCACCAGGCAAUGAGCCCAGUGCUGAGUGGAAGCUGUCUGUGUGCUGUCUGGCCAAGAAUGUCAGGAGCAGCAGCAGGGCGGCCUUAGUAUCUGGGAGGAGAGUGCAAAGGGAGAGAUCCCGGAAGGACUGCCUUCCGCCGCCAACAGCUGCCCCAGGCCCUGCCCAUGCCUGCCCCCCUCACCUGGUGGGAUCUUAUUGUCAGCCAGACUGAGGCUGCAGAUGCGCAGGAGCUCAGGAGCCACAUCUAGGACCUGGGGGAAAAGAAAGGCUGACUUAGGGGCAGCGGCACCCCUGGGCUCCAGGUCUGGGUUGGGGAGUCAGGACCAAAGAAAGAGAGGGAGAAUCUCCUGCCAGGGAUACUUUGAGUGUGAUACUGAUUCAUAUCUAAGACAACCAGGAAACAUGAGAAGGACCCAUGAAAUGCGGCAGCACUAAUUUUUUUUUUUUUGAUAGGAUUGUGACCAAAGAGGACUGAUUAAUAAAUUAAAGACCAAAAGAA